This is a messenger RNA of Eruca vesicaria subsp. sativa (arugula), 261 nucleotides long. The record is from the annotation of a GenBank genome assembly. Lineage: Eukaryota; Viridiplantae; Streptophyta; Magnoliopsida; Brassicales; Brassicaceae.
AUGGGUAUCUCUGACAAUAAAGAAAACACAAAACCUUCUCCUGCUACUCCACUUCCAUCUUCUGAUGAGAAACUGAAUGAUCUCCAGAAAGAGAUUCACCAGAUGUCUGUUGAGAGAGAGACUUUCAAGCUUGAGAUGAUGAGUGCAGAGGCUAUGAUCAGUAUUCUCCAGUCUAGGAUCGAUGCAUUGUUUUUUCCUGAUGGUUCUACAUCUUUUGAGGAGAUACAAAGGGUUGCUCCAUUGUCAUAUAUUAUCGUCUAA